Homalodisca vitripennis (glassy-winged sharpshooter) is the source of this 1888-nucleotide messenger RNA. It is a transcript of the gene Cndp2, whose product is annotated as cytosolic non-specific dipeptidase. The record is from RefSeq and is a predicted model, not a curated record. The transcript is spliced from 10 exons. The coding region runs from base 247 to 1692 and encodes 481 amino acids. Lineage: Eukaryota; Metazoa; Arthropoda; Insecta; Hemiptera; Cicadellidae. Gene Ontology annotation, biological process: proteolysis. Gene Ontology annotation, molecular function: metallodipeptidase activity.
GUAGGUUAUCAGUCAAAGUCCUCCCACUGUACAUUUUACACUGUUUGUUGUUGGAUGAGAGUUGGAUUCGGCUUGUCCAUUCGCCAUUGUCUAUAUCACAAAUUUAAGGUUAACUUGAAGGUGUCAAAUUGGUUGUCAGUUAAACAGAAUUUGUGACUCGUUAAUAUUCGUUUCGGUGAAAUAUUCGAUCAAUUGUAGUAAUUGUUUUGUUUUCUUACGUUUGGAAACGAUUACAAUAUCAAGAUAAUGUCUCUUCCUAAGCCACUUCAUGACUUAUUUGGAUAUAUUGAGAAGAAUAAGCGAAAGUUCAUAGAAAAUCUGAAGGAGGCUGUUAGCAUUCCGUCAGUGUCGGGAGUCGUAGAACAUCGGCCAGAUGUUGUCACCAUGGUGAAAUGGGCUGAGAAUCAGCUAAGAGGUUUGGGAGCCACUGUCCAACUGUGUGAUGUGGGAGUACAGACCAUGAUGGACGGACAGAAGAUCCCUUUGCCACCUGUUUUGCUGGGAGAGCUUGGCAAGGACCCGGCCAAGCCAACACUGUGUCUAUACGGUCAUCUGGAUGUGCAGCCUGCAGCGAAGGAGGAUGGAUGGAAUACCGAUCCAUUCCGGCUUGUGGAGAAGGAUGGCCGACUGUACGGUCGGGGUAGUUCAGAUGACAAGGGUCCAGUGCUGGGCUGGCUACACGCUAUCGAGGCUUACCAGGCAACUAACCAAGACAUUCCAGUCAACAUCAAGUUUGUGUUUGAAGGCAUGGAAGAGUCAGGAAGUCUUGGGCUGGAAGAUUUGCUGAUGGAAAAGAAAGAUACCUUCCUGAAAGGAGUGGAUUAUCUUUGUAUAUCUGACAACUACUGGUUGGGAACCGAGAAACCUUGUAUAACCUACGGCCUUAGAGGCAUGAGCUUCUUUGCCGUCGAGGUGGAAUGUGCCAAGAAAGACUUGCACAGUGGCCUUUAUGGUGGGACUCUGACUGAAGCCAUGAGUGAUCUGAUAUAUAUUCUCAACACUCUAGUUGAUGUGAACGGCAAAAUUCUUAUAACAGGAAUUUACAAGGACGUAGCUCCAGUCACAGACGCUGAGAAAGAAACAUACAAACAUAUAGAUUUUGAGAGUAAAGACUUCCAGGAAGAAAUCGGAUGUAACCAGCUUCUACAUAAUGCUGAAAAGGCAGCAAUUCUGAUGAGCCGUUGGCGUCACCCCAGUUUAUCCAUCCAUGGCAUAGAGGGAGCCUAUUCAGAACCAGGAGCCAAGUCUGUUAUACCCAAGAAGGUCAUAGGCAAGUUCUCACUACGACUUGUGCCUAACCAGGAUCUCAAGAAAGUUGAGGCAUGCGUUAUUGACUAUCUGAACAAGAAGUGGGAAGAACGAAAAAGUGCCAACAACUUCAAGGUGACGCACAUGCACGGAGGAAAUCCGUGGAUGUCUGACCCCAACCAUCCCCACUAUGAGGCUGCCAAGAAAGCCAUCAAGCACGCCUACAACGUGGAGCCUGACCUGACUAGGGAAGGAGGAUCCAUACCCAUCACACUCACCUUGCAGGAUAUAACUGGCAAGAGUGUCUUGCUAUUACCAAUGGGAGCUUGUGACGAUGGAGCACAUUCACAGAACGAGAAGAUUGAUAUUCGCAACUAUAUUGAAGGGACAAAAAUGAUGGCAGCAUAUUUAUUUGAAGUUGGAAAACUGGGUAAAUCAGAUUAGUUCUUGGAUUAUACAAACAGAGGCCUAUACACUGUUAUUAAACAAUGAAAUGUUAUAAACUAGUACUGGUGGAAUGACUGAAAAAAAUGAUUGUAAUACAUUUUUUACAAACUGAGUAUAUUAUAUAAUACUGUUUUACAUAUAUAGUGCACUAUAUAUAUUUUUAAAUGAGUAAAAUACAGAUUAUGUACUUUUA